AUGGCCCUGGAUUACGGGUCCAUUGCCUUGUAUACUAUUGAGAUCACGAUCACAUACUACUUUUUACUCGGCAUCUACAAUGUCUACUUCCACCCGCUCCGCCAUUACCCAGGACCAUUCCUAUGGCGAUUUAGCCCGGUGCCGAAGAAUAUUUACCUCUUGACGGGCAGAUACGCCGCCAAAGCCCGUGAAAUCCACGAGACCUACUCCGGCGCCGUUCGCGUAGCUCCCAACGAGCUAUCUUAUAUUCAACAAACAGCACAAGCGUGGAAAGACAUCCUAGGCCGCCCCCUCAAAUCCGAAAUGGCCAAAGACAUCCGCUUCUUCGGCGGCGAGAACUUUGGCCGCGACAGCCUCGUCACGACCAGGCCGGAAGACCACACCCGCCAGCGCCGCAUCUUCACACACGCCUUCUCCAACACGGCGCUCAAGGCGCAGGAGUCCCUGCUGGUGGACUACACCGAUCAAAUGGUCGAGACGAUGGGAUCGCUUGCCGAGCGUGAGCGCCAGCGUCAGCGAGCGCACGAUAGUGAGGGUGAGUGUGAUGAGUUAGGGUCCGUCAACAUUGGAGACCUGUACAACUUUGCCACCUUCGACAUCAUGGCGGACUUAACGUUUGGGGAACCGCUUCUGCUGCUUCAGAGGGGCGAUUACACGCCCUGGGUGCGCAACGUCUUUGCCGGGCUCAAGUUUGUCAUCUACGGGCUCGUGUUUCUCGAGAUUCCCGUGCUGGGACCGCUCGUGCAGGCGGUAACGUCCGCGCCGCUGAAGAAGAAGGCGCAGGAGCAUACUAAUUUCGCGGGCCAGCUCGUCGAUCGGCGGCUGAGAGAGAGGCAGAAACAUCCGAAGCCUGAUAUUUGGAGUUUUGUGCUCAAGCACAAUGACGGCGGCAGCAGCAGCAGCAGCAGCAGCAGCAGCGGUGACGACGGAGCCGGGGCCAAGGGUAAAGAAAAAGGUCUGUCGAACAGGGAGAUGCACGCCAACGCGGCCAUGUUCAUGGUCGCCGGGACGGAGACGUCGGGGACGGUGUUGUCCGGCACGACGCACUACCUGCUGCGGAACCCGCGGGUGUACGACAUUUUGACGAGGGAGAUUCGGACUGCGUUUGCGAGGACGGAGGAUAUUUGCGUCGACGGGCUUGUGCGGUUGAAGUAUUUGACCGCGGUGCUGAUGGAAGGGUUAAGGUUGUAUAACCCCGGCGGCGCGGGGAUGCCGAGGAUCGUGCCGCGGGGCGGGGCGGAGGUUUGUGGGGAGUAUAUCCCGGAGGGCACCCUGGUAUCCGUCAACCCCUACUCGGCCUUCACGAACCCGGAGAACUGGGCCCGGCCGAACGAGUUCGUCCCGGAGCGGUGGAUCCAUACGGAUGCGCCCGAGUGGAAGGAUGAUAAGAGGGACGUCCACGAGCCGUUUUCGUAUGGGCCGAGGAACUGCCUGGGCAAGAAGUGA
Molecule: messenger RNA, 1446 nt
Organism: Colletotrichum fioriniae
Lineage: Eukaryota; Fungi; Ascomycota; Sordariomycetes; Glomerellales; Glomerellaceae
Source: RefSeq, a predicted model, not a curated record